AUGGAUAUCGCAAAUCUACGGCCUCUCAUACACACCGAGCACAAGAAAAUCAUUACAAAAUUCGUAAAACCGUCGCUAGCUUCUCACCACCGGAAAACGAUCCGUAUUUCUAUGACCGAUCCCGACGCCACCGAUUCGUCUAGCGACGAAGAGGAGCUUCUGUUCCCGCCCCGCAAAAUAAAAAAGUACGUGACGGAGAUAAGGAUAGAGACGGCUGAUAAGAAGCGGAGCGCCGCCGCUCUCAAUUCCAAACCCGAGCCUCCGGCGGCGGGAGGAGAAUGCCGGAAGUUCCGGGGAGUGCGGCGGCGGCCGUGGGGGAAAUGGGCGGCGGAAAUAAGAGACCCUUGCAAAAAGGUGAGGCUAUGGCUGGGAACUUACGACACGGCGGAGGAGGCCGCGAUGGCGUACGACAACGCCGCGGUCAAACUCCGGGGACCGGACUCUUUGACCAACUUUAAAGUUCCGACGAGUAAGGCCGAGUGUUUCGAUAAUCGUUCGUCGCCGGCUUCUGUUAUCGGCUUCGUAAGCAGCAGCAGCGACGAGGAGAGCUCGCCCAGCGCUUCAAAAAUCGAAGACGUUGGGCCGGAUUAUUCUAGCGACUCGUUGCCAAUGACGGCGGAAUUCUUGGGAGAUUUUUUCAAUUUUGAUGCAGAAGAGCAGACAUUAUUGUUUGAUACCGGUGAUAAUUAUUUAGGAUCUGGGGAUUUUAAUGAUUCGCCUGUAGGCGAAUUGGACGUCGGAGAGUUGAAAUGUGAAUUUCCCGGGCUGUUUAAAGAUUCGUUUCAAGAUGGAGAUGUUAAAUGCUUGAUUCGAGAUGAGUUUGAGGCGCAAAACAUGUUUGAGUUCGGAGAUUUUAAUGAUUCGUCUAUGCAAGAAAAUUUCGGCGACUUUGAUGCUUCUAAGCUUAGUUUAGUUAGGUUCGAAGAAGACUUUUGUCAAGAAAAUUUCUUAGAUAUGUUUGCAGAUUGA
Salvia splendens (bonfire salvia) is the source of this 969-nucleotide messenger RNA. RefSeq names its product ethylene-responsive transcription factor CRF4. Gene Ontology annotation, biological process: regulation of DNA-templated transcription. Lineage: Eukaryota; Viridiplantae; Streptophyta; Magnoliopsida; Lamiales; Lamiaceae. The coding region runs from base 1 to 969 and encodes 322 amino acids. The transcript is spliced from 2 exons. Gene Ontology annotation, molecular function: DNA binding; DNA-binding transcription factor activity. The record is from RefSeq and is a predicted model, not a curated record.